ACAAUAAAUAUUUUUCGUUUUCAUGGAGUAUUUAUUAUCUCUAAAAAUGCAACAGUUUGUCUUUAUUAAUUAAUAACAGUGAUAUCAGACAUCAAGAUUAUAAACUCAUAUCUUAUCCUUUAACCUGUAAAUGCAAAUGUCAAUAAAAUCGUUCCUAAAAUCGCUGUUUCGAUUCUGAAUUUAAAGUAAGAUGUCAGCAGUGAGAUCUUGCCCAGGGCUGUACUGCGGCCGUACACCGCUGGAUAAUGGCUCCUGGAGCGACUGCGGGGCCUGCCCUCGAGGUUUCCGGACGAACGCGUCGAGUUACUGCGAGCCUUGUACAGAUGUACCGACGUUGUAUGAUUGGCAGUAUUUAGGGUUCAUGGUGCUCUUGCCGCUGGUGUUGCACUGGUUUUUUAUCGAUAUGGUGUCUAUAGGCAAAGGGAAGCAAGGCAUACUAGCCCAACACUUCUCAGCAUUCUUUGAGGUAGUCUCCGGCACCUUAGCGGCCUUGCUAGUCCUGCCACCAACGGGAAGCUUGGCAUUACAUGUGUGUACUCCAACAGCACUGUCGGACUGGUACACGUUGUUACACAACCCGCAGCCGGACUAUAAGGAGACAUUGCAUUGCACGCAGGAAGCUGUUUAUCCACUGUAUACAAUAAUACUGCUGAUCUACGCAUUCAGCUUACUGAUGACGAUCACUAUAAGGCCAUGGUUGAUGACGUACCACCCUCCGAACCCUGGGAAGAAGGCCAUAUACUGUGCUCUGUACUUCUAUCCUAUUCUGGUCCUUAUUCAUACUGUUGCUGCUGGAUUGAUUUACUGCUCAUUCCCCUACAUAAUAAUAAUAAUCUCAAUGAUGACGUCAGCGUCCCACUUCUCCAUCAAGCUCGACCAAUCAGCGUCAGCCCUACUCCUGUCAUCUAUCGGCAACCCGAGGAACUUAGUAAUACUGAUCGGCCAUUGGCUGGUUCACGCGUACGGCAUUAUAUCUCUCACAGGGUUGAAAGAUCUGUGGUACUUGAACUUAGUGCCUGCGCCAGCGUUGUUUUAUAUACUGACCGCCCAGUUUACUGAUCCGAUGAAGAUACAUAAUGAUUGACGGUAUUGGAAAACUGUCUGGAAAUAGAUGCGUUAGUUCAGUUUGUGAACUUAGUACUAGUAUAUGGUUGGUUGACAGCAGGAGGCAUUUCACCACAGUGACAUUGUCACUGACAAUUCUGUGCCUAUUUCUGGGUUGAUAAGUAACAUUGUCUCUCAGCGUCAAUAUUUCCUUGUUGAACAGGCAAUGAACGGCGAAAUGACAUUGUCACUAUUGUGAAAUAGGCCACAGAAACUUAUAUAACGACGGUGAAGUACCAUGAACUCCCAACUACUUAGGUUUUCGUACUUAGUUAGGAGUUCAUGGCACUUCGCCAUCGAUAAGUAAUCCAGUGUCCUUUAGGCUUGAUGUGACUAAUCUGCGCGUCAAUAUGAAUGAUGACUUGAUGAGAUCUAAAAUCGAUCGUUCUAGAAAAUACUAGUGAGUUUCGAUUGUCAAUCGACGAUAUUCAGUAGUUAAUGAAUUGAGUUUUAUUUUCACUAGAUGGCAAUGCACGAUAUUGGUAGUGUGGAUACCUGACAGUAACGCCAUCUAGAUAAACUCUAUUUCGAAAAAAACUAACGGAUGAUAGUAAAAUUCACUGUUAAUAUAGUUAUGUAUAUAUUUGUAAAUUACCUGAUUCCCGGCUAGUUAUUUAUUUAGACUAAAUAAGUAUUUUAAUAUUUAAUAGUAACUUUGACAUUUAUCAUUGCA
Messenger RNA from Leguminivora glycinivorella, 1777 nucleotides. RefSeq names its product JNK1/MAPK8-associated membrane protein. Gene Ontology annotation, biological process: response to unfolded protein. NCBI's taxonomy places the organism in Eukaryota, Metazoa, Arthropoda, Insecta, Lepidoptera, Tortricidae. The transcript has 4 exons. The coding region runs from base 191 to 1084 and encodes 297 amino acids. Gene Ontology annotation, molecular function: ubiquitin protein ligase binding. Gene Ontology annotation, cellular component: membrane. The record is from RefSeq and is a predicted model, not a curated record.